Molecule: messenger RNA, 2783 nt
Organism: Microbotryum saponariae
Lineage: Eukaryota; Fungi; Basidiomycota; Microbotryomycetes; Microbotryales; Microbotryaceae
Source: the annotation of a GenBank genome assembly
AUGUCGUCGGUAGAAGAUCUUGUACAGAUUCCUCCCGCUACCAGCCCUCUUCUACUGCCGACGAGAGGUCGUAGCUCUGCCUCGGGCUCGAUUGCAGCUGGAGCAGCAGCACCCAAUGCAACCACGGGGAGCAGUCGUCAGGCCGGAAGUCGUCAUGGCGCCGCGCACCGUCAUAGCUCCGUCGACUCGAUCAUGCUCGAGCAGGACAUUCCCGAAGACCUCGAGCUCGAGUUCAUGGCUCCGGGAGAUUACACCGAUCGGUACCGCUCCGGAAGCUACGACGACGACGACGGCGAGACCCGUAGUGGCAGGAGUGACAGCGAAGACGGCGCCGAGUUUGACGAGGAUGAGAACGAGCUCGACGAUGAACAAGACAUUGAGGAUUUUUCGCUCGAAGAUGGUCACAUCGCUGGCGUAGCGAGCUGCAACAUGAGGCUAUCCGCAAAGUCAGUCAUCUUUCAAUCGUUGCUGUCGCCGAUUAGGUUGGGUAGGGAUGGGGAGAAGCGGAUUAGAGCUCAGUUGGCCCACCUUGUGAUCGUCCGACCACGGUACAAGAUCUGAACCUUGUUCUACCAUCUUACAGACACUAUCAAUCGCCCGAGUUCAGUGCAUCUCUGCUCGAGCUGUUGCGAGACGACCUGCAGGUGCCUGGUUGGGUUGAACUCCCUAUCGACCUCCCUCCUUCGGCGAUCCACAUCCACAAGGUAUCCGGGUCUCUCACCAAUGCCGUCUUUUUUGUUUCGGUGCCGGAAACUGUCUUCGAAUUGCAUCUCGACCAACCGGACUCCUUUGCAUCUGAUGGGCAUACCACACCGCCGCUAUCGUACGGCAACAGCGAGUCGGCGGCGUCCACCCCUCUGAACCGAGCCACCGUCCUGAGCGAGCUCGAAAAGGGGCGAUCGACCCCCAAGCCUGGCCAAGGUGGCCUCAAUACCAACGGAGCAUUAACCAGCAGGGCAAUCCCUCCCGCCUCCAAGUCAAAUUCGAAGGGGCCAGUCGAGAGCGUCGCCAUUUCGGCACCAACUCUGCUUCUUCGCAUCUACGGUCCUUCGUCCGGGUCGCUCAUCUCUCGCCGCACCGAGCUGCACAUCCUCCACACCCUAUCCUCGUCCUACCAGAUCGGUCCUCGUGUGCUCGGCACGUUCUCCAAUGGUCGCGUUGAGGAGUACUUCCACUCGCGGGCGCUGCACAAGGAAGAAAUGAGGGAUGAGCGUAUUUCGCGUUGGAUCGGUCGACGCAUGCGCGAGCUUCAUUCUGUCCGCCUGGACGAGAUGGUUCCAUCGGGAGGCCCAGAGCGCAGUCCUUCAUCGGGAUCCAAACCGCAGCGGCCGCCACUUGAGCAUGCCGGUGCUCACAAGUCGUCGUCGGCAUCGAUCUACUCUGUUUCGUCGAGCUCCUCAAUUUUCUCGUUCGGCGCCUCGUACUAUUCUGACUCGUCGAGUAACGCCGGUUCGUACGCUGGCUCGAUGGAGGGAUCCCAGUUUGGCACCCCCGUCGUCAGCUCUCCCCAUCUGCUGCCGCGUCAGGCGAGCGAGUCGCGGUCUGGGAACAAGAGGCGCAGUCGCGCUGGCUCGAUCGCGAGUGGAAGUAGUCUGCGCAGUCGUCGGUCGACCAAGGACCGACUCGGGGUCUGGGAAAACAUCACGCGUUGGACGAGGGAAGCCAAAGUCGUCUUGCAAGCCCUCGACGAGCUCGCGUCGAUGCCCGGUUUUGACUCCUUCUUUGACCCGCCGCCUCCGUCGCCGAUAAUCCGAGCCGUCGAUUUGGGUGAUUCGACUGCCACACCGACCGUCACGCCCCCAAACGAUGGCACGGGUGCCUCGUCGAGCAGUGGCCAGCAUGUCCCGCCUCUGUCUUCCCCGAUGCACACCAUCGCCCUCCGCGCGGCACUCAACCUGCCGCUGUUCGAGCAGCAAGUCAAAAUGUACCGUCGCUACGUCCACCAGUGGGAGAAGCGGGAAGGCAAAUCCAAGCGCGUCUUUGCGCAUAACGACACUCAGUACGGUAACCUGUUGCUGCUGACGCCGACCGACGAAGAGAGGCAGAACGGCGAGGACGACGUCGCCGCAUUCGAUCGCUCCCUCGCGGCACCUCACCAGAAGAUCAUUGUCGUCGACUUCGAAUAUGCCUCCGCAAACCCUCGAGCGUUCGACAUUGCGAACCAUUUCAUAGAAUGGCAAGCUGACUACCACCACCCGUCCAUGUCGCACGCCUUGUCGACGAACAAGUACCCGAACCGCGCCGAGCGUCAGCGCUUUCUGCGAGCCUACGUCGGAUGCGAUCAAGGUCGAGAUGUAUCGCGACAAAGUUCGAGCUCGUCCUUGUAUUCGGAUGGAGCGGCGAGUCCGCAGAGGGAGGAUGUACGCGUCUUGCGCUUGGAAGAUGAAGUGAGGGUGUGGGAAGCGAGCUCGCAUGCGAUGUGGGCCGUUUGGGGUAUCGUCCAAGGCAAGGAGGACUUGUUAGUCAUGGUGGAGAAGUGGAAGAAGGUUUGCAAGAUCCGCCAGGAACGCAAGACACGAGGAGAGGUGGGUCUCGCGAAAGGCCUUGAAAAGGUCAACCUCGAGGAACAACAAUCGGCUGAUUGUAAAGACGAAGGAGCGACCCGACCGGUCUUGAGAAGGGGCAAGAGUGGUGAGAUUGUCAAUCCCGAGGACACGGCGGAGCAGGAAGUCGAGGAAGACGAUACAGAGAUGAUCGCCGUCGACUUUGAUUACCUGUCGUACGCUUUUGGUCGCAUGGACUUGUUCAGGAACCAACUCAAAGCACUUGGUAUUGUGGACUAG